Benincasa hispida (wax gourd) is the source of this 4459-nucleotide messenger RNA. The record is from RefSeq and is a predicted model, not a curated record. Lineage: Eukaryota; Viridiplantae; Streptophyta; Magnoliopsida; Cucurbitales; Cucurbitaceae.
CUAAAAUUUUCGAAACGAAUAAAUAGAAAAAAUAUGAGAAAAGGACUAAAGCAGGAGAAAUAAAAUCAAUCUAGAUCUAACGUGAAGAGGUUUGAACCCAUACUAAACCAAAGCGAGCAAUCCAAUGAAGAAGCUUAUCCUGUAAUUGAACUCUUUCAAACCAAAGCUUUACCAGAAAACUUGAACGUCAUCUAAGCUUAAGAACAUGCACACAAAAUACUGACGGAGAACCCAACAUAUGCAAAAACCUUUGACCAUCUUAAAAAAAAUUCAUCCUUGACAGAGUUUAUAACACUAAAUUUGAAACGUUGAUGUAGUAAUCGCAUAUAAAUGCUUGCGGUGUUUCCAUACUCUAAACAGAACAUCCCAAGCUUUGCCCAAAAAUUAAAAGGUGGUUCUUAGUUGAAAUGGGUAAUAAAAUAAAAAAAUCAACUGAUAGUUUAGACUCAAGAAUAAUUGGUGCUAUAUUCCCCUGUCUCAUUAUAAACUAAAUAACAUGCUUACCUGAUCACAAUUCCUAAGAACACAAAUAAUUAGAUCAGCAAUGUUUUAAAAUCCAUUAAAUUAUCAUCAAGUCAAAGAUCAUAAGAAAUCGUUGAGGGAAUAUUUAGACUCUUUCAAAAUAUAACAUAAAACAUUCCCUCAAUAUAAUAUAUAUAUAUAUAUGUAUGUAUGUAUAUGUAUAUAACAUAAACAUCAAUCAACCUCAAGCAACAACACUCUCGGUUAGAUGGUUAUAAAAUUAAAUUUACCUUCACCCAUCAACAUAAGCUUUUGGGUCAAUUGGUGAUUUAUCAUGGAAUUAAAGUAGGUAGUCCAAAAGGUCCUAUGUUCAAACCUCUGCAAUGUAAUUUCCUUUCCAAUGAAUAUUGAUUUCCACUUGUUGAGUCUUUUACAUAUUUCAAGCCCACAAGCGAGAGAGAGAGUAUUAGAUAGUAUAAUAUUAAAAUUUAUCUUCACCAAUCAGCUUAAACUUUUGAGUCAAUCAGAGAUUUAAUAUUCUCAACGUCGAAUAGUCAACUUCCCAAGAGAAUGAAAACAAUUAGGAUUUUCUUUUUUUUAUUGAAAUCUUUAUUGGAAGAUAUAUCUGAUGCAGACAGUUAAGUUGGCUACUUGAACAAUGUAUUAAAAAAAGGUAGAUAAAUAAAAUAAAACUAAGUCUUCGUCGUUGUUGUCAAGUAAAGGAAUACAACCUCUCCGUCCACUUCCUAAGCUUUCUUUCUUUUGCUCGCCUGUACUUAGAAGCAGAUAUUAAGCAACACACCAACCCUGUGUUUUGGUUCUCAUUUAUCGGUUCUGGUUAAAGCUUAACAUCGUCUUCUUUUCUCGCCUUCAUCUUUCAAAUCUCAUCCUAUUUCCAAUGGUAGAAAGAGAUUGAAGAGGAUGAUUAUGGAAAUAUUAAGGCCUCUCCUCUUUGGUUUAUUGGGUUGUCUAGCUGCAGUUCAAAUUCUUGUUCUAGCUCAAGAUCAAACAGGCUUCAUAAGUCUAGACUGUGGAUUACCAGAAAAUUCUAGCUAUGAAGAAUUGACCACAGGCAUCAACUAUAUUUCAGAUGCAGCUUAUAUAAGUACUGGUGAAAGUCAAGAUUUAACCUCCAAAUACAAAAAUAUAUAUGAACGACAGUUUUGGAAUCUAAGAUACUUUUCAACUGGGACUAGAAACUGCUACAAUGUAAGCAUUAAUAGAGGUACCAAAUAUCUGAUUCGAGCAAGUUUCUUGUAUGGGAAUUAUGACGGCUUCAAUAGGCUUCCUAAAUUCAAUCUCUACGUUGGACAAAGUUUGUGGGGGUCGGUGGAGUUUACCGAGGUAGACCUUUAUCUUUGGAAAGAUAUCAUACACAUCCCUUUAACAGAUAAUAUAUAUAUUUGUCUCAUCAACAUAAACCAAGGAACACCAUUCAUCUCUGCACUGGAGUUCAGGCCCUUGCCCAACACUACUUAUACAACAACAGGCGGAUCAUUAUCACUUUAUUCUCGGGCUAAUUUUGGUACAGAUCAAACAUACAGGUUUGGAUAUGAUGUUUUUGAUCGCAUAUGGUUACCUUUUACCUACAAAAAAUGGACAAACGUAAGUACAUCAAACACUGUAGAUCCCACAAACCAUGCUAUAUAUGAAGUACCAUCUAUUGUGAUGAGUACUGCAGCAACUCCAACAAAUUCUAGCAGUCCCUUGGAGUUCAAGUGGAAUCCAGAUGAAGUAACUUCCCAAUACUACGCUUACAUGUCCUUUGCUGAAAUUGUAAAACUUCAAGCCAACCAGACCAGAGUCUUCAAUGUCAAUCUAAAUGGGCAGCACUUGUUUGGACCUUUAUCUCCUAUAUACUUGUCCACCAAAACUUUUUAUUCUGAAACAGCUCUGUACGAUGCUAAUGGCCAAUAUGAAAUCUCGUUAGUAUCAACUGAGAAUUCGACUCUUCCACCUCUCAUCAAUGCAUUUGAAGUUUAUAAAGUGAUCAAUAUCUCAGAUUUACGAACGGACACAGCGGAUGUAAAUGUCAUUAUGAGCAUUAAGCUGACAUAUGGAGUAAACAAAGACUGGCAAGCAGACCCAUGUCUUCCCAAAGCAUAUCCGUGGAGUGGCUUAAUUUGUAACAAUGACACUGCUCCUAGAAUCAUAUCGUUGGACUUGUCAUCAAGUGACCUGACCGGCGAAAUAUCUCCUUAUAUAUUCAAUUUAUCCAUGUUACAAACUUUGGACUUGUCAAAUAAUAGCUUAUCAGGAAAAGUACCUGAUUUCUUGGCCAAUAUGCCAAGCCUCAAAGUCAUAAAAUUAGACAAAAACAACCUCACGGGUCCACUUCCACCUGAACUCUUAAAAAGAGUGAACAACAAUUCACUAACAUUAAGUGUGGAAGAUAAUCCAAAUCUCGAUGGUGCAUGUGCCUCAGAUUCAUGCGCAGAAAAGAAGAAGAAAAGCUUCAUUGUACCAGUUGUAGCAUCAGUUGGUGGAUUGCUUGUCGUCCUCACAGUGGCAGCAAUCAUCUUUUGGAUCGUGAAAUUACGGAACAAGUCACAAGAUCAUUCUACAGUCCCAGUCCCAAGGGUGAAAGAUACCAAAUCCAACAAUGACUCCCUCGAGGUAAGAAGGCGACAAUUUACAUAUUCUGAGAUAGUGAGGAUGACAGAAAAUUUUGCGAGGCCAGUGGGAGAAGGAGGCUCGGGAAGAGUUUACCUUGGUCACAUAGAAAAUGUUCAAGUUGCUGUAAAGAUGCUAUCUCCACUAUCAGCCCAUAGUUAUCAGCAAUUUCAAACAGAGGUGAAACUUCUCAUGAGAGUUUACCAUGGAAACUUGACAAGCCUUGUUGGGUACUUGAACGAAAAAGACCACUUUGGACUUAUUUAUGAGUAUAUGACCAAGGGUAACUUGGCACAGGUUCUUUCAGAGAGUCCAGUUCUCUUAACCUGGGAAGAUAGACUUCGGAUAGCCAUAGAUGCAGCACAAGGUGAGAAAACUCAACAAAAUUAUAGAGUUUACUCGGUCCUUUCAACAAAUACAUUAUUAUUAACAUUCCUUUUGCACCAUAAAAACGAAAUACUCAGUCAAAUCUUGAAAAAUACAGGACUGGAGUACCUGCAUCAUGGUUGUAAGCCCCCCAUAGUCCACAGAGAUGUCAAAACAACAAACAUAUUGCUAACAGACAAUUUCCAAGCCAAACUUGCUGAUUUCGGACUCUCCAAGAGUUUCCCAAAUGAUGGUAGCAAGACUCACAUGUCCACAACGGUGGCUGGCACUCCUGGUUACUUUGAUCCAGAAUACUACACCUCGAACAGACUGACUGAGAAAAGUGAUGUUUAUAGCUUCGGAGUAGUAUUGUUGGAGAUAAUUACUUGCAGACCAGUGAUUUCCAGAGCUCAGAAAAACGUUCACAUAAUUCAAUGGGCGACCACCAUGAUUGCGCAAGGGGACAUCAGGAACGUGAUCGACCCAAGAUUAAAAGGGGAAUUCGACUCCAAUUCUGCUUGGAAAUCGGUGGAAAUAGCGAUGGCUUGCGUGUCUUCAAAUUCAAGCAGUAGACCGACAAUGAAUCAGGUAGUAACAGAACUGAAGAAUUGCCUGGCCAUGGAAAUGAGUCGGAAGACAGAGAAUCCCUCUCUUAAUUCAAGGGAUUCCAUUGAGACGUUCUCAAUUUCCAUUAAUUUACCAACAUACAGUCCUGAGGCAAGAUGAAAAGCACCAUCACCGUAAAAUAACGAUCUCCAUCCCAUGCUAAUGUGAAGUAUUUCAACGAACUGGCUUUACUGUUCCUCGCUCUUUCUGUUCUUCGUUCUUUCUGGCUUCAGCAUUCAAUUUCCCUAUGACGUAAUUGAAUUGGUUGAAUCGAAACGAUACUUCUUCUGAGAUUUAUAUAAUAUCACUGAACUCGAAUUUGAAUUAGAUUCAUGGAUUUUGCAAUUUCAGAGAUAAACAUAAAUCGUUCUUGUUCAAUGUGUGUAAAUAACUGUGCCCUAAUUGAUUUCGU